Messenger RNA from Dioszegia hungarica, 1092 nucleotides. RefSeq lists its product as uncharacterized. The transcript has 6 exons. The record is from RefSeq and is a predicted model, not a curated record. The coding region runs from base 1 to 1092 and encodes 363 amino acids. Lineage: Eukaryota; Fungi; Basidiomycota; Tremellomycetes; Tremellales; Bulleribasidiaceae.
AUGUCAAACCGUGUUUCAGAUCCAGCUACCCCUGUUUCAGAUGUUGUCCGAACCCCCAUUGAAGCUAAGCCUGAAUACGCCUCAGAUGUGUACAAGAUAUACAGGGCGCUGUCCAAGCGUUCUCUUUCCUUUGCCUUUCCCGUCUUUGAUCGACUAUACUCGCCACUAUCGACAACGGAAGGGCAGUACACACCAUUCCCCCUGCCCGGCUCGAGCACUGCAGCGGUGUCCACUCCGGCCGAACAGGCCUCACACCGCAAUACCGCUUACGAGUCGGGAGCCGUCGCUCAUCCAGUCGAUGCGUACUCGUCGCCACCUCAGCCUCCUCCAAUCGAGGCUUCCACCCAGCAGUCCGAACAGUAUACUGCAGUACCAUACUCACACCUCCCUCCGCCACCCACAGAUCCACACCUAUCCUAUACGGUCCCUACGCGUCCGACGCAGUACAACGCCCCGUCCCAGCCCCACCACCCUACCUACCCAUCCAAGGAGAUGGGCUAUGGGUACCAGCCGAGCCCGUACACUGGGACUAUGACGCAGACACACGAUAAUGGGAAGAUCGUUGGAGGUCCGACGGCUGGGGUCAACACGAGGCAUGCCCUGAUGGCAAUCCACUUCGUCCUGACGGUCCUCAUCGUCGCUCUCACGGGUUACUUCCUCGAAGACCUCCUACUCCUCUGCGUUGAGGGCGCCCUGGUCCUCUCCUUCCUCGUCUAUAUCCCGGCAGCUUUCGGUCUGACCGUCGCAAGGCGGAGAAACCACUUUGAUCAUGCGGGCGGGAAGGUAGCCUACUUGGUCGUGCAGCAGUUUGGAUAUCUCGUCAUCGGGAUCAUCAACGUCCUCUACGUCACCCUCACCGAAUGCAGCGCCCGACGCCGCGUCUACCGAGAGGGCAGCUACAGUUGGGUUAACGUCUACCUAUCUCUCUGUCGGUGGGCCACUGUCGUCCUCGGUCUGAGCUUCACGCAUGUGCUCUUUCUGAUGGGAUGGAUGAUAUGGGUGAUCGUGGUGGUGUACAGGCGGAGUCCAGCGGAUCCUAAUCGGGGAUUCCAGAUCAGCACGGGGUGGUUAUUGCGAGGAUGGCGGGCAUGA